AUGGAGGAGGAGGAGGAGGAGAGUCAGAGAGAUGGGAAUGAGAAGGUGAGGUCGUUGAUCGAGAUUGCAACGAACUCAACGGCUCCAGAUGUCGAUCUUCGAAUUCUCAAAUCCAUCAAAUUGGUCGUUCGUUCCUCCGACUCUGAACUUCGACUCGCCGUCGAAACCCUAAUGGAAAAGAUGAAGAAAAAUCACUCCCAGGUAAGGUACCUUGCACUUCUCAUAAUCGAUGAGUUGUUCAUGCGGUCAAAGCUAUUUAGAUCCCUAUUUGUCGUGAACUUUGAUCAGUUUUUGAGUUUGAGUGUUGGUUUCGGAAGGAACUAUCAACUCCCUGAACCUAAUGGUAUUGCAGUGAAGCUUCGUUCGAAAGCAAUGGAGUUUUUAGAGAAAUGGAAUGAUUCAUUUAGCAUACAUUACAGACAGGUGAGGUUAGGAUUUGACUACUUGAAGAAUACCCUUCGGUUUCAGUUUCCAAAUAUUCAGCAAAAUGCAUCUCGGAUACAACAAGAGAGAAGAGAGAGAGAGAUGAGGUCAAAAGAAAUUUUACAAAACAAGUUUGCCUCUCUUAGGGAAACCAUUGCUUCAUAUAAGGGUGAAAUUCUGUUAACAGUUGAUGAAAUAGAGGAAUGUUUGCAGAUUCUUAAUUCCAAAAAUGAAUUAAUGACAUUGGAUGCCUUGGAGGAGGAUGAAGUUGAAGAAUUCCGGUGCUCUGCUUUACAACAGAUUCGUCUUGCUUCAUUAAAAGAAGGGCACAAGGUCCAUGAGAACAACGACAAUCAAGCUGUUUUUGAUGUACUGAGGGAACUGUACAAGCUCCUAGUGACAAAACAUCUGGUCUCAUUGCAAGAAUGGAUGGUUGUUCUUGUGAGGGUUGAAACAGAAGAUGUCAGAUUUAGAGAUUCCACAUUGAAAGAUCUCAUUGAUAUUCGAAAUCGUCUGCUAUCAGUGAAGAAGAGAUGUGAAGAAUCUGGUUGUGCUCUUCCCAACCCUAUCAAUCGUGAAGAAGAGGAUUUGUGGGAGGAGGGUAAAAUAGAAGUUUUUGAUGGUGGGAAUUGUGGGGAACCUAGCAAGCCAUGUGAAGAUAUUGGCAGUACGUCAACUCUGAAGGAAAAGAAGAAUGCUGCCCGCAAUACAGAUCCAAGCGGCAGUAAGACCGUGGAUCACGCAGUAGACGGUUCUGAUAUAACCUCUCUUAAGGGAAAGCUUUUGGCCGAAGCUCCUGUUAUGACUUGGGGAUCUUUCCUGGAUAGUUGGGGUUCAAACCGCGAUGUUUUGGCUAACCAGAGAGGACUGGAGCUUGAGAGUCACUGGGGCCGGGUAGACUAUGAUGCAGUUAUUCCAGCAGAGAAAAUUGCUGAAUUGAAUGUUCAGACUACAUUAUACAAGGAAAACAAUGUUGAAAUCCUACCGUGCCAUGCUCCUUUGAGUAAGGGAGGACUUUGUCAGAGAAGAGAUUUGAAAGUUUGCCCGUUUCAUGGGCCCAUCAUACCACGAGAUUCUAAAGGAAAUCCAAUCAUUGAAAAUUCAUCCACGGAUGACAAAACUCUUGAUUUGGGGUCUAAAAUAGUCGAGCAAUUGGCCAAACAGGCAGUGAAGAAUGUGCGAGAUAGAGAUGGAGAUGAAGCAAAACAAAAGGCAAAUGAUAAAAAGUCACUGAAGCGUGCAAAACUUGCAAAAGUUCGUGAGCACAAUGAAGCAGUCUUGCGUCAAUCUGCACUUACAUCAACCUCACGGUCUGCUAAAUUUGGAGACGCUUUAGAAUCAGUGGGUGUGAACAAAACCGUGGCCAGAGAGAAGAAACAAACACUUGCAUCAAUGCUGCGUAAGAAAAUUACCCCAAAAGAUAGAUUAGCGAAGAGGCUUUUGAAUUCUCGUGCAACAGAUGCAACAGUAAGACAGCUGACAUUCGGGGAGGAUGCAAAAUAUCGGGAAGCUUUUCCAAAUCAAUGGUAGAUUGAUGCGUUAUUUUUGCUCUUAAAUUUGUGGGUUCUCUAACUUGGAGGGUGAUUCCAUGCUCAGUGAUUUGUCUGAGGUGAGUACUGG
This is a messenger RNA of Telopea speciosissima, 2043 nucleotides long. RefSeq names its product UV-stimulated scaffold protein A homolog. The record is from RefSeq and is a predicted model, not a curated record. Gene Ontology annotation, molecular function: ubiquitin binding; RNA polymerase II complex binding; phosphatidylinositol binding. The coding region runs from base 1 to 1953 and encodes 650 amino acids. Gene Ontology annotation, biological process: response to UV; transcription-coupled nucleotide-excision repair. Gene Ontology annotation, cellular component: chromosome. The transcript is spliced from 2 exons. Lineage: Eukaryota; Viridiplantae; Streptophyta; Magnoliopsida; Proteales; Proteaceae.